This is a messenger RNA of Exophiala dermatitidis NIH/UT8656, 1503 nucleotides long. RefSeq lists its product as uncharacterized. Gene Ontology annotation, molecular function: 2-oxoglutarate-dependent dioxygenase activity. The transcript has a single exon. NCBI's taxonomy places the organism in Eukaryota, Fungi, Ascomycota, Eurotiomycetes, Chaetothyriales, Herpotrichiellaceae. The record is from RefSeq and is a predicted model, not a curated record. Bases 1 to 1503 code for a protein of 500 amino acids.
AUGCUGCAUUUCAAAAAUCCGUUCUGGCAGUCGAUCGUAAAUCAGCUCCGAGCUCCAAAUCCCGACGAUCCGCUCAACGAGUGCUAUCACGAUGGAUUCGACAAGCUUGUGGACCGGGCUGACGACCUCUUGAGCCUGGCAAACAAGAAUUUACACACUUUUCCGUUCAAAGAUGUCAAACCCUGUUGGUUCAGGCUAUACACCGAUGCCAGCAUUUCGAAAGCUCUUAAACUGAUCAAGGAGGAAUGGUUCUUGGACGAACCCUCCUUGUUGUCGGAGUCAGAACAAGUCCAGCUCGAUGAGAUUGUUUCUCUCCUGGAUAUGUCAUUGAUUAUGGCUGGUGGGCUCGGUAGAGAAGACAUGAUUCAUAAAAUGUUGGAAAAGCUAGCAUGUAUUGCAAAAGGUGACGAGACUGUGAAGCGACCGUCAAAGAAACGACGUGUCAGGGUCUCUGAUGUGAAUGGCAUGCCCACGGUUGUCGAGUCGCUCCCUGACCAUGACGUCUCAGUUCCCGUGCCUCGUUUCCCGGUGUCACGAAUGCAUCGACCCUCUAUGACGGAGUUUUCCAGAUUCAUGCGUGAUGAGAAAUCUCCAGUUCUGUUGACAGGAAUCCUAGAUCACUGGCCAGCACUUGAAAGCUGGAAACAAACCUCAUUCUGGCUCGAACAAACCAUAGGAGGACGACGCCUUGUCCCUAUUGAAAUUGGGCGCAGCUAUACAGACGACGAUUGGGGCCAGAAAAUUGUGCCCUUCCGGGAAUUCCUGAGCCGGUAUAUCUUGCCACGCUCCGUCAGUGGUGAAGGAUGUGAAGAUAUAAAAACUGGCUACCUUGCGCAGCAUGACCUGUUUCGGCAAAUACCCUCUCUGCGUAAGGAUAUAGCAACCCCGGAUUAUUGUUAUCUUGACGCUCCGCCGGCCGAACCGGGCACUCCAGUUUAUCUGAGCAAACUCAAAAAGGACACAGGCAAAAACACCAGUCACCCAACUACGCUUCCCUCCCUCUCUUGUAGCGGCGAGAAGGGUCAUGACGGCACUCCUAAUGAGGCAGAAGGCGACGCAGAAGUCCACACAAAUAUAUGGUUCGGACCGCCCUGGACUAUAUCUCCGCUUCACCAUGAUCCUUAUCACAAUAUCUUGUGCCAGGUCGUAGGCAAAAAGUAUAUCAGACUGUACUCACCGAAUCAUAGCAAGGCUCUAUACCCUAAGAGCGAAGGCGAACCUGCUCCGCAUACCCUUGAAAAAUCAAACGCAGAUGCUCAGGUGGACGUCACCCAGAACAAUCCAGGCCCUGACACCAUCGACAUGUCCAACACUUCGCAAAUCGAUGUUGCUGCCAUGGAAAUGUCUCCUCACGAAGAUUGGGACGAUGUAUACCCCGGAAUCAGCAAAGUUCCCUACAAGGAAUGUGUCCUGGAAGCCGGUCAAGCACUUUACAUACCAAUUGGCUGGUGGCACUAUGUGCGAAGCUGCUCCGUUGGUAUCAGCGUCAGCUUUUGGUGGUGA